Messenger RNA from Fusarium redolens, 1383 nucleotides. RefSeq lists its product as uncharacterized. Bases 1 to 1383 code for a protein of 460 amino acids. The transcript has 3 exons. Lineage: Eukaryota; Fungi; Ascomycota; Sordariomycetes; Hypocreales; Nectriaceae. The record is from RefSeq and is a predicted model, not a curated record.
AUGGCGGACCAAAGCUGGCUACGAUUCCUUGGAGGCAACAGAGCUCGACAGCACGAUCUGAAGUAUCGUCGCUCCGAAGCAGCUCUACAAGACUUGUACAAAGAUGCUCCCAAAAACAAAGAGACGCAUGGCCACCGCGGGAAGAAGAGCAUGACACGACUCCCUAGCUGGCAAGGAAUAUCUCAGGCGAAUCAGGCGACUACCUCGGCGUCUGAGGCGGAAUACAGCUUGGACGAAGUAGACAAGUUGUUCAUCAACGCAGGCCAGCAGAUCUGGCACAACCCCUCCGUUGACCAAGUGGCAGAAACUUUGCAAGUUGCAGUAAUGACCAACCCUGCAAGCGAAGCGCUGUCUGCAGAGUAUCGCUCACAUAUCCUACUUCUAUGCGAAGCUUAUGGUACUCGACACAGAAAGAUUGCCAAGCUCGAAAAAGAGCUUGCAGGAGCAAAAGAAGCACUCAAGGACGAGGUAAAUCGACACAACUCCAUAGAAGAACAUUGGAUGGUCCAGGAUGCACGGUACAAAGCUGAGGUCAAACGUCUCGAGAUGUUUAUUCAUCGAAUGUCUGAUCAAGGCAUGGAGGCUGUGGCACUUGCCAGGGCCGGAAGUCUCCUAGGGGGAAGAGCUGGAGCUUCCACAGGAGGGCGAAGGGCGGUUAAAACCCCUGAAAUCACUGUCGAGAACGAGGGUAAUCCUACCUUACUAACACGCCAGGAUACAGUGUUAUCUCGAACACGAACCAUGGACACCAGCAACGAGGUCAGAUUGAGUAGAGGUUUCCGAGUUCAAGAUCACCUCAAGAAGAAGAAGAAAGCAGCAAACGGCGUUCGCCGAUUCGAGACACAUGCAGACGACGAUGGAAAGACACGUCAGGAGCAAGGCCGAGAAGAAAUGCAUUCACGAAGCGCUUCUGUGCUAUCAAUUGGUCCAGAUGGACGAGGCACAGCAGACGUGCCGCCACACAAAGGUAGUGCCAAGAAGGAGCGCGAUUCUGCCGAAAAAUCAACAGUAAUGGAGGAGGUUGGUAUUGUUAGCCGGACAAAUUCUACAUCCACAACUCUCACGCCAAACCAGUCAAGCCAGGAUACGGUUACUGAGCUCAGGUGCGAUCGAAAAGCCCACCCAAAUAAUUCUCGCCAUCAUCGUCAAUUCUCGUUUGUGCCUGAAGACGAUAUAACAGCUGUACGAUUGGGCGGGCCCAGGGCGUCAGGAAGCGCUCUGGGUAAACAAAGCCAAAACAGCCGGGUACCAACAACUAGUAGAGAGACUGGUCGUUUCUGUGAAGAGAACCGUAGGUCGAGAUCGGCCGAGUGGAUAUGGACGAUGGAGCGGCGACGGCCGGACACUGACGACAACCCCAAAGCAUCAGACCUGCGACUCUAG